CAGAUCCAAUCAUCUUCUGCAUCGCCUUAUUUAUGCCUUGUGCUCCAUAUAUAUAUGGCAAAAUUAGCUGUCGAAGAAGAAGAUAAGAAGCCCUAAUCUUUUGAUUUUCGUCUGCAAUUAUACUCUCCAACAUCUCCAUCGUUGAUUAUUCAGAUCAGAUUCGCAAGGAAAGCCUGUGCGUGAAAAUUCCGUCUACUCUGUGGCGCACUGAAAGAAAUCGAUCACCGAUCGCCGGAAUAUUCUCUAGUUCGCCGAAAAUAUGCAAAAUCCAGAUUACACUUCUCCGGUAUAUUACCAGAUGCAGAACUACCCGCAGCUCUACAGCUCGAAUCCGAAUCCGAAUCCAGAUACGAACGAAGCACUUAACCACGCGCCGCCGUAUUAUGCUUCUGCGCCGCCGUACUCUCCCAGCGGUCACACGCCUUAUUCACCUUCCCCCGCCGAUUUUACCACCGCGUAUUCCUCGUCUUACCCUUCAUUUAACCCGACGCCGGAGCCCGUCCCGACUGUGCCUUCGUAUUCUCAGCCUCAAUCGUCCUACCCUCUCUCCCAAUUCGAAGUUCAUGGACCCUCAUCCCAAGCCCAAGGUCAAUUUCCAGUUCAAUCGUCGUCCUACAACCGGUCGUAUGAUGAGCCGGCCCCCAAUUACACUCCGAACCCUGACCCUAGUCUCGUUCCCCACAAUUCACGUUACCCCUCAAUCCACCCACCUUCCCAAUACCCUCAAUUGAAUUCCAAUCUUUUCGAUUCCCCGUACGAUAAUCGCGACGCGAGCUUGAGUCGAAGCAGGUCGGAUUCGAGGUCCGAGUUUUAUGGAAAACCAGCGGAGAGUGGUGGGUACAGUGCGUAUGAAAAUGAGAGCAUCUAUGGGAGUAAUGAAGGGGUAUAUGCUUACAGGGGGAACACCGAGCCGUACGGAGCUCGGGGAACUGCUCCCAAGUCUUCAUCUUGGUCUGGCUUCGAUGAUUUUGGCAGGCCAAUUGGGCAUCCUUCCUCUACUGCGGGUAAUGAGAAGCCUGUGAAUUCUGGAUUGAAGGUCGUGAGGGCAGUUCCUAAGGCAGAUACCCAGCAGGAUGCCAAAAGCGGGGUUCAGAAGUUUAGGGUGAAGUUGCUGGCAGAGAGUGCUGGACAGAACACCAUGGAUGUCCUCUGUCAGAUUGGCUUGGAUGGAAUUCGCAUGUUGGAUCCUAGUACCAGUCGGGUUUUGAGAAUUUAUCUUCUUGAUGCCAUAACCAAAUGUGAAGCCAUCGAUUCAUCCAUAUUUGCCUUCUGGUCGAAGAGUUCAGUGGACUUGGAACCAAGGCGCAUUAGAUUGAAGUCUAAUAGUUACACCACGAACACCAUUUUGGACACUGUUACUGCAGUAAUUAUACAGUAUAAGGAGAUGAGUGGAAGAAUCCGUCCUUCUGAAAAUCCAAGUGUUACCCAACAGCCCACCGAGAGAAAGAAGGGAUUUGUUGAUUUUGUUAAUUUAAUAAAGCCAGUGAUCGAAGAGAAAGAUCACUGGGUUCCUGAUGAAGCAAUCUCAAAGUGCACAGCUUGUGGAGUGGACUUCAAUGCUUUUGUGCGCAGGCAUCAUUGCAGGAACUGCGGGGAUAUUUUCUGCAACAAGUGCUCUCAGGGUAGAACUGCUCUCACAGCAGAUGAGGAUGCUCCUGUCGUAAGAGUUUGUGAUCGAUGCUUGACAGAAGUGUCUCGAAGAUUGAGAAUUGCUAAGGAUACUGCAAGCAGAUCAACUGUUAUUGAAACUCACGAGGAUCUCACAAAGAAGCUUCAGGAAGAGAUGGAGCGAAGUUGCAAGGUCUCAUCAGGCACGAGAUCAGACAAUUCAGGAAAGAGGAUGAAAGAGGUUGCCUGCCCGACCUGUACAGUACAUUUGCAGGUUCAACUCCCCAGUUCUGGUUCCGAGACAAUAGAAUGUGGUGUUUGCCAGCACCCUUUCCUCGUCACCGGACACUGAUCUUUCCGACAACAAUAUAAACUGGCUUUGUCUUCGGAGUGUCAAUCAUCGUUGGAUCCCUUUCGCUUUCGCUGUGAAUGCGCCACUUUUAUCAGAACUUUUGUGUAUUCCUGAUACCAAAUUUCUCAGUAUUAAGGCUUGCAUAUGCCUAUUAUGCAAAGAUUGAUAUAAAGUGUAAUGACCUUUUUUUUUCACUUGGGUGUUUUGUGUAUAUACUACACUUCAGUUUGGGUUGUC
Messenger RNA from Andrographis paniculata, 2197 nucleotides. RefSeq names its product protein FREE1-like. The record is from RefSeq and is a predicted model, not a curated record. Lineage: Eukaryota; Viridiplantae; Streptophyta; Magnoliopsida; Lamiales; Acanthaceae. Gene Ontology annotation, biological process: multivesicular body assembly; intralumenal vesicle formation. Gene Ontology annotation, cellular component: ESCRT I complex; late endosome membrane. Gene Ontology annotation, molecular function: ubiquitin binding; metal ion binding. The transcript is spliced from 9 exons. The coding region runs from base 260 to 1960 and encodes 566 amino acids.